Messenger RNA from Trichoderma asperellum CBS 433.97, 351 nucleotides. RefSeq lists its product as uncharacterized. The record is from RefSeq and is a predicted model, not a curated record. Lineage: Eukaryota; Fungi; Ascomycota; Sordariomycetes; Hypocreales; Hypocreaceae.
AUGGAGGGAUCAGCCGAUAAGGUGGCUGAGAAGUCGACAAAGCCGCUUGGUAUGCGCAAAAAUGGAAAACAAUGGCAUGCACCGAAGAAGGCAUUUCGCCCGACAAGGGGACUGUCCUCUUACGAACAGCGGACGAAGGAGCGCGCUGCAAUGGCUCAGAUGAAGGCCAAGGAAAAGGAGAUGAAGGAGGAGAAGGAGGAAGAGCGCCAGCGCCGAGUUCAAGCAAUCAAAGACAAGCGAGCAAGAAAGGAGGAGAAGGAACGAUACGAGAAGAUGGCCGAAAAGAUGCACCGCAAGCGAGUGGAGCGACUAAAGCGCAAGGAGAAGCGAAACAAGCUGCUGAACUCAUGA